Hypanus sabinus (Atlantic stingray) is the source of this 6359-nucleotide messenger RNA. RefSeq lists its product as uncharacterized. The transcript is spliced from 5 exons. Lineage: Eukaryota; Metazoa; Chordata; Chondrichthyes; Myliobatiformes; Dasyatidae. The record is from RefSeq and is a predicted model, not a curated record. Gene Ontology annotation, biological process: DNA integration. Bases 3312 to 4307 code for a protein of 331 amino acids. Gene Ontology annotation, molecular function: nucleic acid binding.
UCACGCUGUCACGUGGUAUGCCAACAGUUUAAUAAAGGAAGAACGUUCUGUACUGCUAUAGUGAACUAACCAAAUGUUACGACUUCCAGGUUGAUCAAGAUGUCAAAAUGGUGUCUGUGGCAGUCUCUUGUGUGAAGACUGCAAAUGACAGAAGAUGGGGAUCUGAGGCUGCUUCUGAGUGACGUUCAGCCCGAUGUUGAGAAGCUGAUAUCACUGCACCAAGUCCACUGAGAGGUGAAAAAGCAAUGAAGUAGCAAAGAGUUGGACUACUAAUGUACGCUCUAAAAUUGUUGAUGAAAAUUGUUUUUACUGUUGGAGACUCCACUGAAGUAAAGGGAACCAGGCCUGAUGCAUGAAGGGUCACAAAUGAUAUUUGUCUUGACCACUCGGCUCAUUACACCUCUGAGCUCAAAGGUUCUUUUGAAGACCCUGACCUGGAGUUAAACACCGACUUCGGUUCUUUGUGGAAAUGGGACCCGCUCUUGGGGACUCAUGACCGGCCGCUUUUCGAUAUGCCAAGUGAGAGAAAUGAUUCUUAAGGAGUCCAUUUAGAAUGUGCUGACACAGAAAGAACGUGCAAAGCAACUUGCAGGGCAACGUAUAAACCAAUUUGCAAAAUCAGGAUGAAACAAUAGCUUGCUGAUUAAAGAAGCGAUACGGGUAACGGGAAGACAUGCUUAACGGUUGAACAAUAACGGUGUUAAUGCGCUGAGGCUGAUAAGUGGGCCAAAGGGGUAAUCACAUUUGUAAUUUUGUAAUGAGAUUAAAGAAGAAUGUAGGGUAUAAAAAACUGUGCAAAGUGUAAUUCGGCACUCAAUCUAGCAGGAGCUGGUUGGGUCCGACUCUGCAGACUCGAAAAAUAAAGUUUACCGUUCUGCAAAUUGCUGAGACUCAGUGUGUUUCUGACAACGUGGGGGCUCGUCCGGGAUCCACACUCCGGCCGCGGUGGACACGAGGACGGACAUCGGAGACGGUGCACCCCGCCGAGUUUGGCGGUCCCUGACUCCUUGCUCGUCGCUCCAGCGCGGCUUGAGCGAGUGAUAUCCGGACAGCGCAGAGCGGUAAACGGGGAGAAGGGGACAGUACCUGGUACUGGAAGUCCCCAGGACGCACCGGGUAAGUGCCUACUAUUAUAGUAGACGGGUGCGGGAAUAAGUAAGGACGGAGAAGACCGGGAUCGCUACCCGGGGGUCCUCCUGAUAAAAGUCCUUGGGACGCAUCGGGUAAAGUGCCUACUGUUGCAGUAGAAGGGUGCGGGAUUAAGUAAGAGCGGAAUAAGAUGGGAGGGGGUGGCUCUAAAAAGGAAGAGGAAACGGAGAGACCGGGACCAUACCCGGGGGUUCCUCCUGAUAGCCCCCUCGGUAGAAUGUUUGAGAAUUGGGGAUGUGGAAGACUAAAAGGGAAACAAAAGAAAAAAAUGAUACAGUACUGUUUAAUUUGGUCGAAACAGCCGAUAGAAAAACCUGCGGUCUGGUGGCCGUGGCUUGAGUCUGAGGAGGAUUGGGUACGACAAGCCUUAAACAUUUACGUUAAUUCAAAACCAAGUGUAAAACCGGAAGAAAUUGCUUAUGCUUUUUGUUGGGCUCCCUGGCCAGGAGUAACAACAAAGAGUUUUAAAUUGGGCAUUAAAGGGGAGCGGAAGUGGGACCCACUCGAUCAUUUACCCCCUCCCUAUGUCCAGCCUUCUGCGCCCCUUGCGGGAGCAGAGGGAGGACGUGAAGAAAGUGAAAAAACAGAAGAAAUAGACCCGAAGAGGGAAGAGAGGGAUGUUAGGGAAAAAGCAAAAGCAAGGAUCGAAACAAGGAGUGUGACAGGAGCAGAUAAGAAAAAGAAAGACGAAUUAAAAAAGGAAGAGGUACAGCUGUGUCCCCUUCGAGAGGUUCCAAUGGGAGGAGAACGGGGAGGAACAGGAUUUGUAAACGUCCCUCUGACAAGUACCGAAGUACGAGGAUUUAAGAAAGAUAUGAAAACUUUAUUAGAAGAUCCGAUGGGACUGGCAGAACAGUUGGAUCAAUUCUUAGGACCUAAUGUUUACACUUGGGAAGAAAUGCAUGCGAUUAUGGGAACGCUAUUUUCUGCACAAGAGAGGCAAAUGAUACGACAAGCUGCAAUAUCAAUUUGGGGAAGGGAACAGCCGAAUGAGUUACCGGGGGACCAGAAAUUUCCAGCAAACGACCCACAGUGGGAUAAACAAGCAGAAGAGGGAAGACGCAAUAUGCGACAGUGGCGAGAGUACAUCAUUAAGGGAAUAAGGGAGGCUGUGCCAAAAGGUCACAACUUUGCCAAGGCGUUUGGAAACUACCAAGGGAAAGAUGAGAGCCCAACCGACUUCCUCGAUAGGGUGCGGAAAAAUGUGCAACAGUAUGCGGGGGUGGACCCUAAUUCGGCAGUAGGGGAACAAUUCAUACGAAUUGAAUUUGUAUCAAAAGCAUGGCAAGACAUCCGGAAGAAGCUUGAGAAACAGGAAGAUUGGAACGAAAAACCACUGAGUGAAUUACUGAGACAGGCCCAAAAGGUCUAUGUCCAGAGAGAUGAGGAAAAUCAGAAAAAGGCAGCGAAAGUAAUGGUUCAAACCAUCCGCCAAGUAAACUCAGAGAACAAAGAGAAAAGGGAAGCAAGGCCAGAGAGAAGCGGCUGUACUGAGGGAAGGAGGAUGAGGAGGGCUGCACGAUGUUUUUACUGCAAUGAGGAAGGCCACUUUAAGAGGGAGUGCCCAAGAUAUCGAAAAGAAGUCGGAGCUUAUGCCCUCAUGGAAGAAGAAUAGGGGUGUCAGGGGUCCCAACCCUUGGGGACGAGAUACAAGCAGGAACCCCUGGUAAAUUUAAAAUUAGGUCCUCAAGGGUCAGAAGUAACCUUCAUGGUCGACUCAGGAGCUGAAAGAACUAGUAUAAUCCAAGCCCCUCCGGGAACCAAGAUUGGGACCAAAACCAUUGGGGUUUCCGGAAUAGGAGGAAAAACUAUGCAGGUCCCAAUAAUAGAAGAUGUACAGAUAAAAUGCGACGACCGGGAAGGUAUUCAGGAUGUGUUAUUACUUCCGUCAGCCGGAUUAGCACCCAAAAAGCUCAGCGGUGGUUGACGGACUCUCGCAUACUGAAAUACGAAACCAUUCUGAUGAUCGGGGAUGAUGUAAGCUUUGAAAGGAACAAUAGUUGUAACCCGGCACAGUUCUUAUACGGGGAAUCAACAGGGGAGCCCGACAAACAUCAGAAGGCGAGUGGAAGACCCCCGACGGACGGCAAGUACUGAAUAAGGAAGUAACUCGUCAUGUACUGCAACAACUACACCAACAAAGCCAUUGGGGAGUGCAAGCUAUGUGCGACACUAUCCUAAGGGACUAUGUUUGUAAAGGGAUAUUCACACUAGCUCAACAGGAGGUGUGGGGCUGUUACACCUGCCAAAAGGUAAACAAGAAAAUGAUGCGUGCCACCCAUAAGGGGGGACAAACACUAGCCGUCCGACCGUUCCAUCGGAUCCAAAUAGACUUUACGGAACUACCACAAGUUCAGAGAUGGAAGUACCUGUUAGUAAUUGUGGAUCACUUCACUAGGUGGGUGGAAGCAUUCCCAACCACUAAAGCGGACGCCCCUACAGUGGCACGGAUCCUAUUAGAAAAUAUAGUCCCGAGAUAUGGAAUAAUGGGGUCUAUUGAUUCAGAUAGGGGAACACACUUUGCCUCAAAAACACACCAGCUAAUCUGUAACGCCUUGGGAAUCCAGUGGAAGCUGCACACCCCCUGGCACCCUCAGAGCUCAGGAAGAGUUGAGAGGAUGAACAGUACUUUGAAGACGCAAUUGACAAAACUAAUGAUGGAAACCAAGCUACCCUGGACCAAGUGUCUACCCCUGGCCCUACUAAGAAUCCGCACGGCUCCUCGAAAAGAUAUAGGAGUAUCCCCUUAUGAAAUGUUGUUUGGCCUUCCAUAUUGGAACAAGGUGGAGGGCUAUCCUUCCCUGCAAGGGGGAGAUGUCUUUGUAAGGGACUAUUUACAGGCACUGUCUCGUUCUUUUGCAGAAUUGCGCAGGAAGGGGUUACUCGCACAAACCCCACCUCUGGACUUCGCACUCCACCGAACUCAGCCCGGUGACUGGGUCCUGAUUAAGACUUGGAAGCCAGAGAAGUUACAGCCGCAGUGGGAAGGCCCAUUCCAGGUGCUACUGACCACCGAAGCCGCAGUAAGGACAAAAGAAAAAGGGUGGACCCACGCCGCGAGAAUCAAGGGACCCGUAAAGCCCGAAGAAGGUGCAGAAUGGACUUGCGUCCAGGGAGAAGACCCGAUGGUGCUAAAGCUCAAAAGACGGACAGAAUGAACUUUGGGACUGUAAUGUAUAUACUGCUAUUGUUGAGAAGCGCUGAAGGGGGAUGUGAUAAGUGCAGGACGACGGUAAGGGUGGGCAUGACGGUUUUUCCAGGGUCCUUUGUAUCACACUCUCAUGUAAACGAGAAAUGUUAUGACUACAACAAAAAGGAGGAAUGCCUGGAAAACGGAAGGCGAUAUUAUCAAGUAAGAAAUAAGGGAUAUGUGUGGGGGUUUGGGGGCCAAGGAUUAGGGGUAUAUGGGAGUGUUACCACUUGUCCUCCCAAGGAUAAAUGGCUAUGCAUUAACAAGGGAGGACAGGGGGAUAUUCCCUCGAUAUUGGUAGACGAUUAUGUGGAUAAAGUUAAGGAAACUAUAAUCCAGAAUGAGAAAAAGAAAAUAGCUGAGGAAACUCAACACAGACAAAAAGCUGCAGUCUCCACAGACCCAUCGAUAUACCAAGAAAUAGAAAGGGAGAUUAUGCUACCAGACGUAAAAGAAAACCUCUUUAUAGAUCUGGCGACUCGGGUAGCAGGCAGUCUAAAUAUUAGCAACUGUUGGGUCUGUGGAGGGCCACACAUGAGUGAACAAUGGCCUUGGCGGGGUGAAAGCCUAAAUACAUGGGAAUUAAUUCAGCGGAACUGGACGGUGGUUAAGGAUAGAAGGAAGCAGGGGUGGGAACUAACGAAUCUCCCCGAAGGACAAAUAUGUGUUGCGCGGGACGGGGAAAUAAAAGUAGGAAAAAGCCCCUGUCAGAGCAUUAAGUAUAAAGAGCAGAGCGGAAACAUUACCUGGUGGCCAGAGGAACCGAAAUGGUACAUUACCAUAGAACCAAAAGGAAACUGUACGCCCCUCGGGAAUACCCCCGAAGUAUGGAAUUGUACUGGAACGGACCCAUACCACGGAAUUCCCGGGGUGAGCGAGGUUUGGGACAAAGGACAGGGUGUUGCCCCAGAGGGAUUGUUUUGGAUUUGCGGAGGUAGGGCAUACACACGCCUGUUGCCCAACUGGGGGGGAGUGUGUUUCCUGGGAAUUAUCCGGCCUGAAUUCUUCCUGUUGCCCGAGGAGGAUGACAAAGCAUUGGGGGUAAAGGUAUUUGAUUCCCUACGAAGAAGUAGGCGAGAGUUGCAGGUUGGAGACUGGGGAGAUAGCUGGCCACCCGCCCGGAUUAUUGAGUAUUAUGGACCAGCGACCUGGGCUCAGGAUGGGUCUUGGGGAUAUAGGACGCCCAUAUACAUGCUAAACCGAAUAAUCAGACUACAGGCGGUGGUAGAAGUAAUUACAAAUCAGACUGCAUUGGCCCUGGAACUACUAGCUAAGCAACAAAAUCAGAUGCGCACUGCUAUUUAUCAGAACCGCUUGGCAUUAGAUUAUUUGCUUGCGGCUGAAGGAGGAGUAUGUGGAAAGUUUAAUCUAACUAACUGCUGCUUAAAAAUAGAUGACAACGGAAAGGUGGUUCAAAAAAUAUCAGAUAAAAUAAGGAAACUGGCCCACGUGCCGGUACAGACCUGGAAGCCGCUGGGGUAUUGGGACUGGCUGGACGGAUGGUUGAAAGGAGGCUGGUGGCGAACCGCUUUAGGGGUUAUAGGAGGGGGAUUGAUGGUCCUCCUUCUGCUACCAUGUCUGAUCCCCUGCUUGCGGGAGCUAGUAGCUCGGGUGGCAAGACAAGUCAUGCAACCAGGGGCCCCGGCUGAUCCUGUUCAGGUACUCCUACAAAGGGAAAUAGAGCUAGAGGAAGAAGCCUAUGUAAACCCGUGGCAAAAGCCCAACUGAUAGCACAUUCUAAAAAGAAAAAGGGUGGAUUGAGAGAAAUGAUUCUUAAGGAGUCCAUUUAGAAUGUGCUGACACAGAAAGAACGUGCAAAGCAACUUGCAGGGCAACGUAUAAACCAAUUUGCAAAAUCAGGAUGAAACAAUAGCUUGCUGAUUAAAGAAGCGAUACGGGUAACGGGAAGACAUGCUUAACGGUUGAACAAUAACGGUGUUAAUGCGCUGAGGCUGAUAAGUGGGCCAAAGGGGUAAUCACAUUUGUAAUUUUGUAAUGAGAUUAAAGAAGAAUGUAGGGU